AAGAAAAGAAAAAAGAAAAAAGAAAUCAAAGGAGCGCUUAUUAUAUGAUAAUCCGCCAACCUCUCGGACGGGAUUUCUCGGGAAGAGACAAAGGUUUUAAAUCUCAAAUUGACAAGAUACCUGCGAGAAUAAAGGAUUAUUCUUUCGGAGAUGGGAUCUACCUUCAAGGUCCCCACCUGCUGGGCACCGUAAUGGUGCUCCCCGCCCCAGCUGAGCCCCUCGUUGCCCUCUGAAGAAGCAGGAUGACAAGAUGGCACAACUGCUUGUACCGCCCGGACCUGACAGCUUCCGCCCCUUCGUCCCCGAGUCGCUGGCCGCCAUCGAGAGGCGCAUCGCCGAGGAGGAGGCCCGGAGACCACGGGCGGAUCGCCGCAGUGACAGUGAUGAUGAAAACGGUCCAAAGCCCAACAGUGACCUGGAGGCAGGGAAAUCUCUCCCCUUCAUCUAUGGGGACACCCCAUCCCAACUGGUGUCCACCCCUCUGGAGGACUUGGACCCCUUCUACAGCAAUCAGAAGACCUUCAUAGUAUUGAAUCGCGGGAAGGCAAUCUUCCGUUUCAACGCCACUCCUGCCUUGUACAUCUUAAGCCCCUUCAACCCUCUAAGGAGGAUAGCUAUUAGAGUUUUAGUACACUCGUUGUUCAGCAUGUUGAUCAUGUUCACCAUCCUGACCAACUGUGCUUUCAUGACCCUCAGUAACCCCCCGGAAUGGGCCAAGAAUGUAGAGUACACAUUCACAGGGAUUUACACCUUCGAGUCCCUUAUAAAAAUCCUGGCCAGGGGCUUCUGCGUGGGGAAGUUCACUUUCCUCCGGGACCCAUGGAACUGGCUGGAUUUCAGUGUUAUCCUCAUGGCGUAUAUAACAGAGUUUGUAAACCUAGGCAAUGUUUCAGCUCUGCGCACAUUCAGAGUUUUGCGAGCUUUGAAAACUAUCUCAGUAAUACCAGGCUUGAAGACCAUCGUCGGCGCCCUGAUCCAGUCGGUGAAAAAGCUGUCGGACGUGAUGAUCCUCACCGUGUUCUGCCUCAGCGUCUUCGCCCUCAUCGGCCUGCAGCUCUUCAUGGGCAACCUGAGGCAGAAGUGCGUGCGUAAACCGCUCUUCACCAACAGCAGCAAUAUCACCGCCGACGAUAUGAUGUUUUUCAACGGCACCCUGAUGGAAAGCAACAGCACGUUUGAGCAGAACGGCACAGAGAACGCCUUCAACUGGACAGAGUACAUCAGCGACGAGAAUAAUUAUUAUUACCUCCCUGGCCGUAGGGACGCUCUGCUCUGCGGGAAUGCCAGUGGCGCUGGGCUCUGUCCAGAGGGCUUCCUGUGUUUGAAAGCAGGUCGUAAUCCAGAUUACGGCUACACCAGCUUCGACACCUUCAGCUGGGCCUUCCUCUCUCUGUUCCGACUCAUGACCCAGGACUUCUGGGAAAACCUCUACCAGCAGACUUUGCGCGUGGCGGGGAAACCCUACAUGAUCUUCUUUGUGCUGGUGAUCUUUCUGGGCUCCUUCUACCUGGUCAACCUGAUCCUGGCCGUGGUGGCCAUGGCGUACGACGAGCAGAACCAGGCGACCAUCGAGGAGGCCCAGCAGAAGGAGGAGGAGUUCCAGGCCAUGCUGGAGCAGCUGAAGAGACAGCAGGAGGAGGCACAGGUUGCCGCAGCAGCAGCCACGGAGAGCGGAGAGUACAGCGGGCGAGGGGGCCCCACCUCCGAGUCCUCCUCGGGGACGUCUAAGCUCAGCUCCAAGAGCGCCAAGGAGCGACGCAACAGGCGGAAGAAGAGGAAGCAGAGGGAGGAGGAGGAGGAGAGGGGGGCACUUAAGUUCCACAAGUCUGAGUCUGAGGACAGCAUCAAGAGGUCGAGCUUCCGCUUCUCAAUCGAUGCCAACCGGCUUUCUUAUGAGAAGAGAUGCUCCUCGCCCAACCAGUCUCUGCUCAGUAUCCGCGGAUCCCUCCUCUCUCCUCGGAGGAACAGCCGUGCCAGCUUGUUCAGCUUCCGCGGCCGGGCGCGCGACAUGGGCUCCGAGAACGACUUCGCCGACGACGAGCACAGCACCUUCGAGGAGAGCGACAGCCGGCGGGGUUCCCUGUUCCUGCCGCGCCGCCUCGAGCGCCGCUCCAGCGCCGUCAGCCAGACGAGCCUCGGGGCGCCGCGGAUCAUACUGCCUGCCAACGGCAAGAUGCACUGCACUGUAGACUGCAAUGGUGUGGUUUCUCUAGUCGGUGGAACGUCCGUAACAACCUCCCCUGUAGGUCUCCUGCUGCCUGAGGGAACAACGACAGAUACUGAGCUGAAGAAACGUCGGUCAGGUUUUCACCAGCCGUCCAUGGAUUAUCUGGAUGAACCAGGGGGCCGGCAGAGAGCCAUGAGUGUGGCCAGUAUCCUCACCAACACCAUGGAAGAGCUUGAGGAGUCGAGACAGAAGUGCCCCCCCUGCUGGUACAGAUUUGCCAACACCUGUCUGAUCUGGGAUUGUUGUCCAGCAUGGCUGAAAAUCAAGGAGGUGGUGAACAUGGUGGUCAUGGACCCAUUUGUGGAUCUGGCCAUCACAAUCUGCAUCGUCCUCAACACCCUUUUCAUGGCCAUGGAGCAUUACCCCAUGACGAAAGAAUUCGACACUGUCCUCUCAGUCGGAAACCUGGUGUUCACGGGCAUCUUCACAGCAGAGAUGUGCUUCAAGAUCAUCGCCCUGGAUCCCUACUACUACUUCCAGGAGGGCUGGAACAUCUUUGACGGCAUCAUUGUUAGUCUCAGUUUGAUGGAGCUCGGCCUGGCCAACGUAGAAGGCCUGUCUGUGCUCAGGUCCUUCAGACUGCUGAGGGUUUUCAAACUGGCCAAGUCAUGGCCCACUUUGAACAUGCUGAUCAAGAUCAUCGGCAACUCGGUGGGCGCUCUGGGGAACCUGACUCUGGUGCUGGCCAUCAUCGUCUUUAUCUUCGCCGUGGUCGGCAUGCAGCUGUUCGGCAAGAGCUACAAGGAGUGUGUGUGUAAGAUCUCCGACGAGUGUGAGCUGCCUCGCUGGCACAUGCACGAUUUCUUCCACUCCUUCCUCAUUGUGUUCCGGGUGCUGUGCGGAGAGUGGAUCGAGACCAUGUGGGACUGCAUGGAGGUGGCGGGACAGUCGAUGUGCCUGAUCGUCUUCAUGAUGGUCAUGGUCAUUGGAAACCUGGUGGUUUUAAACCUGUUCCUCGCUCUCCUCCUGAGCUCCUUCAGCGCCGACAACCUGGCGGCAACCGACGACGACAGCGAGAUGAACAACCUGCAGAUCGCCGUGGGCCGCAUCCAGCGUGGCAUCGCAUUCGUCAAAGCCACGGUGCGGCAGUUCCUCCAGAGCCUCUGCUUUGGAGGAGCCGGUAAGGGAUCCGGUCUGGCCGAGGAGAGCAAACCCUUAGACGAACUGCACAGCAACGGCAAGGGCAACUGCAUCUCCAAUCACACUUCAGUGGAGAUCACCAAAGACCCCGGUGGGGUGUACAUGACGGAGGGCAAUGGACGGCCUGGAGGAGGGCUGGUGGUAGGGGUCAGGGCUGGUGGGGACACUACGGUGAAGUACCCCAUAGAGGAAAGCGACUACAUGUCAUUUAUUCAUAACCCCAGCCUCACAGUGACGGUGCCCAUCGCUGUGGGCGAGUCAGACUUUGAGAACCUGAACACAGAAGAUUUCAGCAGCGACUCGUCGGACGUAGAGGGCAGCAAAGAGAAGCUCGACGCAGAGCCCCAACCUCUGAGCUCAUCGGAGGGGAGCACAGUUGAUAUUCGCCCCCCAGGAGAUGGGGUUGACUCAGUGGAGCUCGAGCCGGAGGAGUCACUGGACCCAGAGGCCUGCUUCACCGAGGGCUGUGUGCGCAGGUUCCAGUGCUGCCAGAUCAACGAGGAGGGCAGCAAUUAUAAGAGCUGGUGGACGCUCAGGAAGACCUGCUUCAUCAUAGUGGAGCACAACUGGUUUGAAUCCUUCAUCAUAUUCAUGAUCCUGCUCAGCAGUGGAGCUCUGGCGUUCGAGGACAUUUACAUCGAGCAGCGGAGGACCAUCAAAACAAUGCUGGAGUACUCGGACAAGGUCUUCACUUACGUCUUCAUUCUGGAAAUGCUAUUGAAGUGGGUGGCGUACGGCUUCGUCAAGUACUUCACCAACGCCUGGUGCUGGCUCGACUUCCUCAUUGUAGACGUGUCCCUGGUCAGCCUCGUAGCCAACGCUCUGGGCUACUCCGAGCUUAGCGCUAUCAAAUCUCUGAGGACGCUGCGAGCCCUGCGGCCCCUGAGGGCCCUGUCUCGGUUUGAGGGCAUGAGGGUUGUGGUGAACGCGCUGCUGGGGGCCAUCCCCUCCAUCAUGAACGUGCUGUUGGUCUGCCUCAUCUUCUGGCUCAUCUUCAGCAUCAUGGGUGUCAACCUGUUUGCAGGGAAGUACUACCGCUGCGUCAACACCACGUCGGACGAGAUCUUACCCAUCAGCAUCGUCAACAACAAGUCCGAAUGCAUGAGCUUGGUCAACGACAGCGCCCGCUGGAAGAAUGUCAAAAUCAACUUUGACAACGUCGGUGCCGGCUACCUGGCUCUGUUGCAAGUCGCGACGUUUAAGGGUUGGAUGGACAUCAUGUACGCAGCCGUGGACUCUCGAAAUUUGGAGGACCAGCCUAAAUAUGAAGUGAACCUGUACAUGUACCUCUACUUUGUCAUCUUCAUCAUCUUCGGCUCCUUCUUCACCCUCAACCUGUUCAUUGGUGUCAUCAUCGACAACUUCAACCAGCAGAAGAAGAAGUUCGGAGGUCAGGACAUCUUCAUGACAGAAGAACAGAAGAAAUACUACAACGCCAUGAAGAAGCUGGGCUCCAAGAAACCUCAAAAACCUAUCCCUCGGCCGACAAAUGCAUUUCAAGGCUGCGUGUUUGACUUCAUCACGAAGCAGGCGUUCGACAUCGUGAUCAUGAUCCUCAUCUGCCUCAACAUGGUGACCAUGAUGGUGGAGACGGACGACCAGACGCCGGACAUGGACAAAAUCCUCUACUGGAUCAACCUGGUCUUCAUCGUGCUCUUCACCGGGGAGUGUGUGCUGAAGAUGAUCUCCCUGCGUCACUAUUACUUCACCAUCGGCUGGAAUAUAUUUGACUUUGUGGUGGUGAUCCUGUCCAUCGUAGGAAUGUUUUUAUCCGAGCUCAUCGAGAAAUACUUUGUGUCCCCGACGCUGUUCCGAGUGAUCCGCCUGGCCAGAAUAGGCCGAAUCCUCCGUCUUAUCAAAGGCGCCAAGGGCAUCCGGACGCUUCUCUUCGCCUUGAUGAUGUCACUCCCCGCCCUGUUCAACAUUGGUCUCCUCCUCUUUCUGGUCAUGUUCAUCUACGCCAUCUUUGGCAUGUCCAACUUCGCCUACGUCAAGCGCGAGGCGGGAAUCGAUGACAUGUUCAAUUUCGAGACGUUCGGGAACAGUAUGAUUUGUUUGUUUCAGAUUACCACCUCAGGCGGGUGGGACGGCCUGCUGGCGCCCAUACUGAACAAGAGGGAGCCCGACUGUGACAGCCAGAUGGAGCACCCGGGCAACUCCUACAAAGGCAACUGUGGCAACCCAUCAGUGGGCAUCUUCUUCUUCGUCAGCUACAUCAUCAUCUGCUUCCUCAUUGUGGUCAACAUGUACAUCGCCGUCAUCCUGGAGAACUUCAGCGUGGCUACGGAGGAGAGCGCCGAGCCGCUGAGCGAGGACGACUUUGAGAUGUUCUACGAAGUGUGGGAGCGCUUCGACCCAGACGCCACUCAGUUCAUGGAGUACAGCAAGCUUUCUGACUUUGCAGAUGCUCUAGAUCCGCCGCUGCGCAUGCCCAAGCCGAACAUGAUCCAGCUCAUCUCCAUGGACCUGCCCAUGGUCAGCGGCGAGCGCAUCCACUGCCUCGACAUCCUGUUCGCCUUCACCAAGCGAGUGUUGGGUGAAGGCGGCGAGAUGGACGUGUUGCGCGGGCAGAUGGAGGAGCGCUUCAUGGCCUCUAACCCCUCCAAGGUGUCUUACGAGCCCAUCACCACCACCCUCCGCCGCAAACAAGAGGACAUGUCGGCCGUCAUCAUCCAGAGAGCGUUCCGCCGCUACAUGAUCCGUCUAGCCAUGAAGAAGGCCUCCGCCCUCUACAAGGAGCGGCUGAAGGAGGGCGUCCGCGACCCGGACAAGGACGUGAUGGUCAUCAGCAAGUUCACUGAGAACUCCACCUCGGACAAAACGGACAUGACCCCCUCCACAGCCUCGCCGCCCUCCUACAACAGUGUGACGAAAUCAGACAAGGACAAAUACGAGAAAGAGAAUAGGGAAAAAGAAAACAAAGGCAAAGACUUGAAAGAGCGAAAGAAAUAGACUUUUUAAAAAGGAACAAAAAAAAAUAAAAUGCAUCAGAGACAUGAGGGAAAUUUGUUUACAGCUUCUAACUGGGGGGGGGUAGAUACAGUAGAUGUACGCUUGUGUGCUGAUUGUUAAGAGCUGAGGAAUGCUGUGCCAGGUAGGCCUAAAGUUAGAGUGUGGUUAUGUCAUUGAUGAAUAUGUGGGGUCUUCUCACGGGGAAACAAGUAAUCCAGCAGACACUGCCAGAGAUCGAGUGGAACUUGGAAAAGCCUCUCUGCAAAACGCUUGUGAUUUUCCUAUUGGUUGUUGUUACUAUCUGACACACUGUACUGUGUGCACUGUUAAGUUGUCUGUAGCUAGUGCUGCUGCUACUACUAUAAAUCCAGUGUCUUGAAUUUAACAAUCGCUGUAUCACAAGUACUCUGCAUUUUCUUUUUUGGUUCAUUUAUUUUGGUUACGACGUUUCUUUUUUUAUGAGAAAGAAUGUUUUCUACUUUUUUGUGUCCUUAUCGUGCGGAUGUGUCCGCAGCUUUCACUGUUGUAAAAUCACCAAGGGCAGAGAAGAGUCGAUGCUGGAAACGUACAACAACCAUUUGAAACCAGCACAAUGCAGGGUCAGUGCCAGAGCGCUCUUCGGUCACACAGUAUAUACGAGGCUGAACCAACAAACAUACCGCUGAAUUACAAUGGACAAAUACAUUCUUUUCACUGGUGUGCCAUCAGUGGUUGUUCAAAUCUGUGCUGUGCUUCUAUCUGGACUGCCAUCGCCCCACUUCAGUAGAAAACACAAGUCUCUCAGUGCAGAGAAGCUGAAUGUAUGCAAGCUGAAGGAAUGAGAUACUCUUAAAGGAAAGGUUUGAUAUUUUUGGGAAAUUCUUACGAUGCUCAGUAGCAACUGAAUUAGAUGAGAAGAUUGAUAUCACGCUCAUGCAGCUAGAAGCAGCAGACCAGUAGCUUAACUCUGCGUUAACACUGAGCUAGCCUGGAUAAUGCUACAGCUGCUAGCACCUUUAAAGUUUACUAAUUAUCAUAUCUUGUUUUGCUUUUUUAAACCAUAGACAAACAAAAAUG
Molecule: messenger RNA, 7375 nt
Organism: Seriola dumerili (greater amberjack)
Lineage: Eukaryota; Metazoa; Chordata; Actinopteri; Carangiformes; Carangidae
Gene: scn1lab
Product: sodium channel protein type 2 subunit alpha-like
Exons: 27
Coding region: 251-6319 (2022 amino acids)
Biological process (GO): membrane depolarization during action potential; neuronal action potential; sodium ion transmembrane transport
Cellular component (GO): axon; voltage-gated sodium channel complex; plasma membrane
Molecular function (GO): protein binding; voltage-gated sodium channel activity
Source: RefSeq, a predicted model, not a curated record